Molecule: messenger RNA, 7936 nt
Organism: Numida meleagris (helmeted guineafowl)
Lineage: Eukaryota; Metazoa; Chordata; Aves; Galliformes; Numididae
Gene: HDAC4
Product: histone deacetylase 4
Exons: 28
Coding region: 3154-6414 (1086 amino acids)
Biological process (GO): chromatin organization; negative regulation of transcription by RNA polymerase II
Cellular component (GO): histone deacetylase complex
Molecular function (GO): histone deacetylase activity
Source: RefSeq, a predicted model, not a curated record
CUUUUAAGUAAACUUUUCAGCUGCAAUCACAGUAAAAGCAGACUAUACUAUAUACAGUCAGAUUUAACAUAUAGGAAGAACACUUUUUCUUGCUCGUGUCUGAAUUUCAGUUUAAAGGAACAAUGGCAGGGUUUAAUUUUCUGUCAUUAUGCACAGGUUACCCUAGACUGGAUAUUAAUAGACACACACAUUCACACCCACGGCCACAAGUACCGCAUCAAUCAAAUUUGGAAGAUAAAACUUACACUCCAUGGCAACUUUAAGGGUGCAAUUUUCUUUCUCUUCUUUCAUCUUCUUAAAACACCUUCAGCCAUGCAGAAGGCAUUGGAGGUGACAGAUGCAGCUUGCAGAGGCCUGCAGCUUAGAGCUGCAGGAGAGCGUUCAGGGGACAAGUUGGGGGGCACUGCUAGGUGUAGAUGUUGCAGGGACCACUUAGGCAAAGCGAUGGCUGGAAGCAUGUCAGUGAGCAAAGCACCUAGCAACUGCCCCAGGAAUGGGGAUCCUCAGGAGAGGGCAGGCAGCCACCCAGCUGUGCACACGUGGGUCCUGCCAUGGCCACCGCUGCCACUGGGCAGCUUGUGGCAUAUGCGAAUAUUACCUUAUUGGCUGCACAGUCUGCACUUGUGAGCCUCUAGACCUAAAGCACUUGCACCCACAUGUCUCUGGACACUUUAAAAUAAUUUAGAAGCUUGUUUAUACACGCAGAUAUACAUACACGUGAGCACACAAACUGGCCCUGAAUAAAGAUAGCAGAACGACCAUAGAAGGAAACCUAAAACCUCACUGACCAAAGAACAACAAACAAACAAGCCCACAAGCCAGUAUAUGGUAAAAAUGAGACAAAAAGGGCUUUAGCUCUAUGCAGAGGUGGUGCUCUUCAUACCAGUGUAUCCUUAGACACAUACUGAAGUGAGAAUAUCCCCAAACUUCAGGCCCUCUACCAGGCAGGCUGUGCUGCCUGUAGGCUUAAGCUUAAAACAAUCAAAAUGUAAUGUUUGUUCUAAACUGCUGCUAAUAAAUUAAUCUCUUAAAAAUAAAUAAGACAGGAAAGCUGGACUUAAUGGGAUGCUUUUGCUGAUGGAACUGUCAGACUAAUUCCAACCUCUGCCAAGAAGCAAGUAUGUUAUUCACAGCAUGGAAAGAGAAGCAACCAUAGGGGUCAAAUCAAUAUGAUUUUUAGAGGAGUGGCCCUUUCAAAUGACUUUGUAAUUGUUAAACAUCUCAGAAAAAAAUAAAGGAGAAAAAAGAGCUGUGAUUAUAUGCUAUGAUAUAGUUGUAAAUUAUGAAGGAGGGACAAAGUUGUUAGCAAUUCCCUUCAGGUCCCAGAUUUUACGUAAAUCCAGAUGGCUGAACUACAGGAGUCCUUUUUUUCUUUAAAGAAAAUCUGGAAACUUAAAAGCAAUUUAGCAAGAGUCAAUUAAUCAAAACUAUCAGGAGUGCGCUGGGGUGGCUGCAUACAAGUAGAAAAGUUGCAGUUUAUAGUGCCUUAGUCAAGGAUGUCAGGGAACUCCUUGAAAGCUGAGUGGGAAGUCCCUAUGCAUUCAAUAGGCUCUGAGUGUGGCAGUGACAGCGCUCCAGGACGCUGAGUGUCCUAAGAUGUGUGAGAGCAGACAACAUGUCCAUGCCUGGACCACUGACUCCUUCAACUCCACGUAAACCAAGGGCUCCACCUAUGUGAAGCACAAGUAUCCCCUGGGAGCUGAACUUGGAUGGAGAGGAGGGUUUUGAAAACUGUACAGACGGCCUUCACCUCAGAGCAGAACAGAACGCUCUUUCCUUCUGGGACCAGCAUGGUGGCUCACCUUCAAAAUAAACAUUAACAGCUAUCAGAAAAAAAGGAAAGAAGAAGAAGACUUGAUGUAGUGGCAUUUGAGAUUUAGGCUUCCUUGGUUGCUGGCUAUCUCUUCAGUGACGCCUGAGAUGGCUGUCAGCUCCUCAUGCAGAGCAUGCCUCCAGGCCAUCCCCAGGCUGAACUUUCCAGCACCAGCUUACACAGAUGCCAAAAUAUUUUCUUUCCCAUGAUAAGCAAUGCUUGUAGCAUGUCCUCUUCAUUUUGGGCAUUGGCCUAUCAAAGGCAGAACAGCAAAACACCUUAAACCUGGGACCCCAGCACAGGAAGGAUGCAGAGCUGUUGGAGUGGGUCCAGAGGAGGGCCACGGGGAUGAUCUGAGGGCUGGAGCACCUCUCCUGGGAAGCCAGGCUGACAGAGGCAAAUGGGGCAAUUCUUCAUGAAACAGGGAAAUCAAUCACAUGAUGCAUGGUUGCUAGGAAAGCAUGGAAGAGGUAAGCGCACGGAACGAUUCUUAUUUUUUUUUUAAUUCUUGUCCAUUCAGGCAAAUAUUUGUAUUUUGAAUGAUGCUCUCCUCGUUCUACUUUUCACACAGUGAUUCAGUCGCUAUUUAAAACAGCGCCGCGCCACUCUGGGACGGGGCUCCCGAGAAGCCCAACGGACGGCGCCCAACGGCCGCAGCCGGGCCGCGCCCCGCGCCCUCACCUAGGCGACGUGCGGAGGGGCGCGGCUAAGAGCCGAUUGGUUCCCUUACCCCGUUGCGCGCCCAGCCGGGAUGAGGCGGGGGGAAGAGAAAAGAGGGAGCCGCAGCUAUAAAUAAACCGCGCUUCCUGAUUGGCCGGCGGGAAAAAUGGUUGCACCACGUGACUCUCCAUCUAAAAAUUCCAAGAUGGCGGAUCCCGUCACGGGCUGAGUCCGUUGGUGGCGCGCGCGCCGCCCGUGUCCACCGUCGGGCCCUCACCGCACGGCUCUGCGCUUCUCCCGCCGUCACCCAGAUGCUCGAAGAAGUAGCUGGAUCCUCGUGAAAGCAUUUUGUGCAGGUGCCUUCCUUGACACGCAUAAUGGAAGGUCUGCCCGCUAUACUGCUGAGCACUAAGCGUGCUGUGUGGUGCGCUUGCUGGUAUGAGAUGAGUAAGGUUCCCAUUUUGAAAACUGUUAGAAGAUACUCUGCCACCAUAUUGGAUUACUUUGUGUGCAGCUCAUCAUGUCACUGUGACCUGGAUUUUAUAAGGUGGCCAUAAUUUAAUUCCCACUUUCAGUUUCUAUGUAUUGGUGAAGCAUUGGAGCUCUUUAGAGCUACUGUUACUUGCGUGGAAACUGAUCAGUCUCAAAUCCCUUCUCCAAAGGACUUGACGUUACCAGCAAUGAGCUCCCAAAGCCAUCCAGAUGGGCUUUCUGGCAGAGACCAGCCAGUAGAGCUGCUGAAUCCACCUAGAGUGAACCACAUGCCUAGCUCUGUUGAUGUGAGCGCAGCACUGCCCUUGCAAGUUGCCCCAACCUCAGUCCCAAUGGAUCUGCGCCUGGACCACCAGUUCCCCAUGCCCGUGACGGAGCCAACGCUCCGUGAGCAGCAGCUGCAGCAGGAGCUCCUGGCGCUGAAGCAGAAGCAGCAGAUCCAGAGGCAGAUCCUCAUUGCCGAGUUCCAGCGGCAGCAUGAGCAGCUCUCCCGGCAGCAUGAGGCCCAGCUGCAUGAGCACAUCAAGCAGCAGCAGGAGAUGCUGGCAAUGAAGCAUCAGCAGGAGCUGCUGGAGCAUCAGAGGAAGCUGGAGCAGCACCGGCAGGAGCAGGAACUGGAGAAGCAGCACCGGGAGCAGAAACUUCAACAGCUGAAAAACAAAGAGAAAGGAAAGGAGAGCGCAGUGGCAAGUACAGAAGUAAAGAUGAAAUUACAAGAAUUUGUCUUAAAUAAGAAGAAGGCUUUGGCACACCGGAAUCUCAACCACUGCAUAUCCAAUGACCCUCGCUUCUGGUAUGGGAAGACACAGCACAGCUCCCUGGACCAGAGCUCCCCACCCCAAAGUGGUGUAUCCAGCACCUACAAUCAUCCUGUCCUGGGGAUGUACGAUUCCAAAGAUGACUUCCCACUCAGAAAAACAGCAUCUGAACCCAAUCUGAAACUACGAUCCAGACUAAAGCAAAAAGUUGCUGAAAGACGGAGCAGCCCCCUGUUGCGCAGGAAGGAUGGCCCGGUUGUCACUGCUCUGAAGAAGCGCCCACUAGAUGUCACAGACUCUGCAUGCAACAGUGCUCCUGGAUCUGGUCCCAGCUCUCCAAACAACAGCUCCAAUAACAUAAGCUCUGAGAAUGGAAUUACAGGAUCAGUCACGAGCAUUCAAGCAGAGACCAGCCUGGCUCACCGACUGGUGAAUCGUGAAGGCUCGGUAACACAGCUUCCACUCUACACUUCUCCUUCUUUGCCCAACAUCACACUAGGACUGCCUGCAACUGGCCCUUCCAGCGGAGGAUCAGCACAGCAGGAUGCUGAGAGACUUGCUAUCCCAACCUUGCAGCAGCGGAUCUCUCUAUUUCCUGGCACCCACCUCACUCCCUACCUGAGCACUACAACGUUGGAAAGAGAUGGGGGAACUGCACACAACCCUCUUCUGCAACACAUGGUCUUACUGGAACAGCCAACUGCACAAACUCCCUUAGUCACAGACUGGUAUCUUUCAGGACUACCUCUCCACCCACAGUCUCUGGUUGGUGGAGAACGGGUCUCCCCUUCAAUACACAAACUCCGGCAGCAUCGCCCACUGGGGCGCACGCAGUCUGCUCCCCUUCCCCAGAACGCCCAAGCCCUCCAGCAGUUAGUGAUCCAGCAGCAGCACCAGCAGUUCUUGGAGAAACACAAACAGCAAUUCCAGCAACAACAACUGCACAUCAACAAGAUCAUAUCAAAACCCAAUGAGCCAGCUCGCCAACAUGAAAGCCACCCAGAGGAGACAGAAGAAGAGCUUCGAGAACACCAAGCCCUUUUGGAGGAGCCAUACAGUGACAGAGUCUCAAGCCAAAAGGAGGUCCCAGGUCUGGCAAACAUGGUGCAGGUGAAGCAAGAACCCAUCGAGAGUGAUGAGGAGGAAGCUGAGCCACAGCAGGAGCUGGAGUCUGGGCAGAGGCAGGCUGAGCAGGAGCUGCUCUUCCGGCAGCAAGCCCUCCUGUUGGAGCAGCAGCGCAUUCACCAGCUGAGAAACUACCAGGCAUCGCUGGAGGCAGCUGGCAUGCCCGUCUCCUUUGGAGGCCAUCGGCCCCUGUCCCGUGCACAGUCCUCACCUGCCUCGGCCACCUUCCCAAUGUCCGUACAGGAGCCACCCACUAAGCCAAGGUUCACUACAGGCCUUGUCUAUGACACCUUGAUGCUGAAACAUCAGUGUACCUGUGGAAACACAAACAGCCACCCGGAGCACGCGGGGAGGAUCCAGAGCAUCUGGUCCCGGCUGCAGGAGACAGGUCUCCGUGGCAAGUGUGAGUGCAUUCGUGGAAGAAAAGCAACUCUAGAAGAGCUGCAGACAGUUCACUCGGAAGCUCAUACACUGCUGUACGGCACAAACCCUCUGAACAGACAGAAACUGGACAGCAAGAAACUUCUAGGUUCUCUAACUUCGAUGUUUGUCAGACUUCCUUGCGGUGGUGUCGGGGUCGACAGUGACACGAUCUGGAACGAAGUUCACAGUUCUGGUGCUGCUCGCCUGGCUGUGGGCUGCGUCAUUGAGCUUGUUUUCAAAGUGGCCACAGGAGAACUGAAGAAUGGUUUUGCUGUUGUUCGGCCUCCAGGUCACCAUGCCGAAGAAAGCACACCCAUGGGCUUCUGCUAUUUUAACUCUGUGGCAAUUGCAGCCAAACUGCUCCAGCAAAGACUGAAUGUUAGUAAAAUCCUCAUAGUGGACUGGGAUGUACACCACGGGAACGGUACUCAGCAAGCUUUCUACAAUGACCCUAAUGUUCUUUAUAUUUCACUACAUCGCUAUGAUGAUGGGAACUUCUUUCCAGGCAGUGGUGCUCCUGAUGAGGUUGGCACAGGAGCAGGAGUUGGGUUCAAUGUUAACAUGGCCUUUACUGGUGGCCUUGAUCCGCCGAUGGGAGACACAGAAUACUUAACUGCUUUCAGAACGGUAGUCAUGCCCAUUGCCAAUGAGUUUGCCCCAGAUGUUGUGCUGGUGUCAUCUGGUUUUGACGCAGUGGAAGGCCAUCCAACGCCUCUGGGAGGAUACAAUCUCUCUGCAAAAUGCUUUGGGUACCUGACGAAGCAGCUGAUGGGCCUGGCCGGAGGCCGCGUUGUCCUGGCCCUCGAAGGAGGCCACGACCUGACUGCCAUUUGCGAUGCCUCAGAAGCAUGUGUUUCUGCUUUGCUGGGAAACGAGCUUGACCCUCUUCCGGAAAAGGUUCUCCAGCAGAGAGCAAAUGCUAAUGCGGUGCAUUCAAUGGAGAAGGUGAUUGAGAUACACAGCAAGUAUUGGCAUUCACUCCAGCGCUACGCCUCUACAGUGGGCUACUCCCUGGUUGAGGCACAGAAGUGUGAGAACGAAGAGGCUGAGACAGUGACAGCCAUGGCAUCUCUGUCGGUAGGCGUAAAGCCAGCUGAGAAGCGACCUGAUGAUGAACCCAUGGAAGAGGAACCUCCCCUGUAGCACUCAUCUUUGAGCUGGAGUUCUCCUGUUUGUUCGUCUUCGUCUUGAAGCUCUGCCAAGAAGCUUUCUCUUGUUACUCCUGUGUCCUGUCGUGGUUUUUUCCAGAUUACAGAAGGACAACCAGGUGUAAAGCAAAGCAACCGAAAAAUCUCUCCAUAUCUAUAUGUGUCUACAGUAUAUAUUUGCUGGAAAUGAAAAAUGCUGGUGAAGAGCAGUAAAGGACUGACAACGCUGGGCACUCUUCCUCUGGUCCUCACCGGGAGUGGAAAGGGGAACGACGCCCACGAAGUCUUUGGCAGAGUUGCCAAAAAGUAAAAGUCAAAGAUUCAACAACACACGUGAAAAUAAAACAAACAAACCUUAAUGUAAAACUGGUGCUUACAAUUUGAUUACCAACAAUUCAGCAAUCUCCGCUUGAACCACUUGUCCCAUCUUGUAGUUUCAUUUCUUGGAUUUUUUAAAUGGCUCUUGCCUGCCUGUGAGUCAACGACACUCUUGUUGAAACCGGAACAGUGUGGGAUGCUGUAUUUUUAAUGGGGAGGGACAGGGAAAGAGGACUAGUCCUACAUCUAAAGGAAAGGGAAAGAGGGGGAAACACACAAAAGGAAAUGGUAGCCCAGGUGGAGUCGGCUUUAUUGUCUCCAAAGCCAUCUGAAGAUGAGUUUGUGCCUUUUUUUUUAAUUGAUGGAUAUGGUGCAGCUGGAUUUUUGAAGUUUGAGGAACAAUGCCUUAAGUAAAAUAAUAAUAAUAAUUAAAAAAAACCACACACACAAAAAAAGAAAACACAGCAGUUCAUGAAUAUUUUUCCUCUGGUUGGAAAGCCAAGAACUGCCAUCAGGAGGGAAGACUUUUUGGCUUGUGCUGGCAUGAUGGUGGGAAGCAGGCAUCAGCUGAACGGAGCGUCUCCAAAAACUGUCUACAAGUUUGGAUUUGUUUUGUUUUCUUUCAUUGCUGUUUCAAAAAAAAAAGGUAGUUGCCAAGAAAGUGGCAAAUACUGUUGGGUCUUAGAAAUUCAACCAUUUUUAAAAUCAAAUUUUCAAAUGUUUUCUCUCUUCUACAUUAUCUAGUAAUUGAACUUAUCAAUUUGGUUGUUAAAGCAUGUAUUAGACACAAGUGCAGGUUUAAGACUGGAAUGCUUUUUAUUAAAAGCAAAUAGCAUGAGAUAUUGCUUAAAUUGUUAGGUAUAAAUAUAUAUAUGUGUAUAAUGUAUAUUCCAAAUGUAUUCCAAGCUUAGAAACCGGAUUCCUAUGAAUUAUUGAUAAAAUAUUUAUAAUGCAUUUAUAGAAAAAUAUAUGUAAUAAAUGCAUACUAUAACAGUAGUCAUUGAAAGUUCCCUAGGGACAGAUUUGUGAAUUGGAACGUCACGGUGCUUUUGGAAAAGGAUCCAGGUUGAAAUUCGAGGACUUUCAGACGACAGGUUGGGAAGUUUUCAGAUUGCCAACACGUUAGCCACUGGGCAACUACCCUAAACAUUUGUAUUUUAAUUUAAGGUUUUAGUUGUGAUCCUUUUCUAAAAAAAAAA